This is a messenger RNA of Drosophila kikkawai, 633 nucleotides long. Its product is annotated as tetraspanin-7-like. Gene Ontology annotation, cellular component: plasma membrane. The record is from RefSeq and is a predicted model, not a curated record. NCBI's taxonomy places the organism in Eukaryota, Metazoa, Arthropoda, Insecta, Diptera, Drosophilidae.
AUGUCUUUAAUUUUAUUGAAGCGAUUAGUCCUUUUCCUAAGCGCUCUGCUACAGGUGUUAGGUUUAAUUCUGAUCGGAUAUGGCAUUCUCUUGUUGUACACUGGUAACACAUAUUCCGGAGGCUUGGUUAUCAUUAUUGGGUUUGUCAUCAUGAUAAUGGCGAUCUUCGGCUUUAAAGCUGUCAUGAGCGGGGCUCCUAUACGCAUCCUGGUGUACGUAGUUGCCGUGGUUCUGCUGAUUUUGACCCAGGUGGUCUUCCUCGUCAUUGUCUCGCAUGGCAUUAAGGACGGUAUCUCGGGCAUCAUCAGCGACGGCUUUGAACGCCUCUGGGAGGUGGAGCGCAAUAAGAGCGGGGCUUUGGCCUACUAUGAGAACUGGCUCCACUGCUGCGGAGUGAACAGUUCCGAGGACUACUGGAUUAUCCACCACGCCAUCCCCUCGAGCUGCUGUCUGGACAACAAGUGCGUGGACCAGUCCAGUGUCUACAAGGCCGGCUGCAAGGCCGCAUUUACCGAGUAUUUUGACGACAAGUUUCUGGUCUUCAAAAUCGUCUGCUGGCUACUUGUCAUCGGAGAGGCUGUGGGAGCUGUCUUAUGUUGCUUGCUGUACAGCAACUUGAAAAACGAGACCUGA